AUGCCGGCGGCUAACGGCUCCACGUGCCUCCCACGCCCGCUGACCAAUCAACCCCUAUCUUCGCAAAUUACAGAAAACAGACUUUCCGUCCUUUCAUCACCCUCCCGCGAGCAUCGUCCCACGACUCGUUACGGAUGUGCUUGCCCAAACCACGCUUCAGGCAGCAUCAGCGUCUUUACAAACGACGAACCUCUCCCAAGCCCGGCUUUCACUCGUAUAGUCAAUUCUAAUGACCCGCCUUUACCUGCCGAGUCUGAUGCCAUUCGUGCCCUCAUUGCGGAACAAACCCGGCGCGUCUCUGCGCUCCAAACUCAAGUCAGCCACUUCAAAUCAUACCGCCAGGACCUGCUUGCUCAAGUGUCCAUGGUAGACGACAAAAUCUCGGCUCUAGAGCGCGAACGCGAGCGGGUCUCGCAAGCUAUUCGGGAAAAGAAGCGUUUGCUGAGCCCUGUCCGACGGCUUCCACCCGAAGUGCUCUCACUCAUCUUUCUGGAAACAAUCAUGUUUCCCAUCAAACGGACCCCGUCUACAAGCGAGAGCGAAUGGUGGGAUAUCGAGCUCUCUGAGAGCCCGAUGUGGUCUAUCGAGCAGGUAUGCAGGCAGUGGCGAAUGGUGUCGGUGUCGUUCCCGGAACUGUGGUCAUACAUCAACAUCACUAUCACAGAUGACAACUUUAAAGAAGACGGGUAUGCAUACGUACGAUGUCUUACCCACCAGUUCAGCCGUUCCAGGCUUUGUCCAUUGUCCCUUUCCAUCACCGAUAUAUCGAACCAGUCUAGUUUCGAUAAACUUCCCCCACCACUCGUGACGCUCCUCUUGUCCGUGGCGAGCAGGGUACGCGAGCUGCAUCUUCUGCUUUCUGCAGCGAUAUUCUCUACUGUACCGACGGUGCGCCUGGCGCUGCCUUCGCUCAGGAAACUCUCCCUGCUCUCUACAGACGCGGAAGAGAUCAGCAGGUACAAUAACCUCAACCUAUUUGACUCUUCCCCCAACUUGCACGUCGUGGAGGCGAUGAAUAUCCGGGACCCCGUAUCCUCGUUCGCACUGCCGUGGCACCAGAUAACCAGAUACAAGAGUGACCACCUCCUGGAUGACUGGGCUGAUCCUGGGCCCGACACGUGCAUUCACCUGCUGUCCAUCAUGUCGCAGCCCCAGCUGGUAGAAUGCGACUUGCGGUGUGAGGUCAACUGUGCCGACGGCGUGUUUAGCGGAAAGUCGUUUCCCGUCAUAUGCACACGGCUUCGCUCUCUGAGUCUCUCGUCCUGGCCGUACACCAGCGGAGGCACCAAGGCGAUCCACCAGAUAUUAGACCGUCUGACGUUGCCUGUCCUAGAGAGCCUGAGGGUUGUGUGUCAGGUGGGACUUGUUGAGCUCGAGAGGGAGCAGACGUUUGGUGCGCUUCGCCGGGUUGUGGAGAGGUCAAGGGCUCCACUUGAGGAGCUGUAUUUCGAGCAUGGGGAGGUUGUGGAGGAGGAUUUGGGUUCUGUGCUCCGGGCGGCGCCGGGGCUGAGGGAUUUGAGGCUGGUUAAUGUGAAUUUGGGUGUGAUACCCGGUCUGGGGGAGGAGGGGAUUGUUCCGGAUUUGAGGACGUUGUAUUUGAGUGGUGGUGGUGGGGUGGAUUUUGAAAUUGAUAGGGAGAUAUGGGAGGGUGUUGUACAGGCGAGGGCUGAGAAGUUGGAGGAGGUGAGGAUUGAGAAGAUCGAAAGGAGAGAAGAGGAGGACCGUGCUGUGGUUGUGUUGGAGGCGAGUCGAAGGAAGGAAGGAAGGGUUGGGGUUGGUCAUUCGUUAGCCUCUGAACGUUCCGAGUCUGUGAAGGGUAUUCAAUCGUCGAUAACGUUUGCGACACCUCAAAAGAACCGUCAUCCCAUGUCGUUCACGGAUUGGCAUGAACAGACGGUAGCGGCGCAUGCUGGUCUUCGCCUUCAUGGAGGUAAUGCUCGUUCACACGUUCAAAUGAACAUAGAUCCUGUCCAGUACAAGUAA
Messenger RNA from Desarmillaria tabescens, 1983 nucleotides. RefSeq lists its product as uncharacterized. The record is from RefSeq and is a predicted model, not a curated record. The coding region runs from base 1 to 1983 and encodes 660 amino acids. NCBI's taxonomy places the organism in Eukaryota, Fungi, Basidiomycota, Agaricomycetes, Agaricales, Physalacriaceae. The transcript has 4 exons.